Musca vetustissima is the source of this 799-nucleotide messenger RNA. Its product is annotated as protein still life, isoforms C/SIF type 2-like. The record is from RefSeq and is a predicted model, not a curated record. Lineage: Eukaryota; Metazoa; Arthropoda; Insecta; Diptera; Muscidae. Gene Ontology annotation, molecular function: guanyl-nucleotide exchange factor activity. Gene Ontology annotation, cellular component: membrane; synapse. The annotation marks the transcript as partial. The transcript has 4 exons. Gene Ontology annotation, biological process: activation of GTPase activity; positive regulation of axonogenesis; small GTPase-mediated signal transduction.
GAUCACAAGCUGAAACACAUGGCCGAAUUACAACAAUCCGUGGUUACCGAUCAGGACACCCGUCUCCAAAUCCAAGGUCAAAUCCUGCAAUGGGAAGAGAAUUUAGAACGUUUACACUGUGAACAAUUCCGUUUGCGUUGCUACAUGGCAUCGCUGCAGAGUGGCGAAUUGCCCAACCCUAAGUCCUUGCUCACCCAUGUCUCUCGGCCCACAAAGAAUACUCUCAAUAAAUUGGGCGUUUUUACGGUUUCCUCUUUCCAUGCCUUUAUUUGUGCCCGUUCACCAUCGCUGCUGAAUAAUUUGUUGGCGGGUCGUGGUGCCACCAAACGGCGACCACCAAUGCUGUCACGAUCGAAUAGCGGUUCCAGUCGUCGUUCAAUGCAGCUCAACUCUCGCGAUGAACCGGAAAAAACCUUCAAAGUUGCCAUGCCGGACAAUGCUUAUUCAACGGUUUAUCUACGCGAUGCCAUGUCGGUGGAGGAGUUUCUGGCCAGUGCCUGCGCCCGACGUAAUCUCAAUCCAAUGGAACACUUUGUGCGUGUUAAAAAGCGACGUGACAUGGAGGAUCACAAUUACUUUGUGCCACAUCGUAACGACCUGAUAGAGAAUUAUCUACAUAAUCACGAAUUUGUCGAAGUCUGCAUGAAGAUCCUUUACCAAGUCGAACUGCAUCGCACCACAUUGGAACAAAUGUGGGGCUUCUCUGUCGAGGCCGAACUUAUUGAAAACGCCGAACGUCAAGAUGAGCUGUGCUGUUAUGUUAGUCGUGUCGAAGAUAAAAGUGUUGCCAUGCAAAAUG